Molecule: messenger RNA, 159 nt
Organism: Dothidotthia symphoricarpi CBS 119687
Lineage: Eukaryota; Fungi; Ascomycota; Dothideomycetes; Pleosporales; Dothidotthiaceae
Exons: 3
Coding region: 1-159 (52 amino acids)
Source: RefSeq, a predicted model, not a curated record
AUGGCCAGCCUGCGAAAUACUCGUACUGGAGCAGUUGCCCUCAAAGUGGACGUCAAGGCGACUCUACAGCUUGUUCCCUCGGCCACUGUCGCAAACUUGACCUGGACGGGUCUCCGAAGAGCCAAAGGCGAAUUUCUCUGGUUCGGCGCCGACUACUAG